This is a messenger RNA of Ornithorhynchus anatinus (platypus), 1466 nucleotides long. It is a transcript of the gene ENKD1, whose product is annotated as enkurin domain containing 1. The record is from RefSeq and is a predicted model, not a curated record. Lineage: Eukaryota; Metazoa; Chordata; Mammalia; Monotremata; Ornithorhynchidae. Gene Ontology annotation, cellular component: cytoplasmic microtubule. The transcript is spliced from 8 exons. Bases 102 to 1187 code for a protein of 361 amino acids.
UGGGAGAGUACAGUGCGACAGAAUUAGCAGAUCCGUACCCUGCCCGCGAUGAGCUUAUCGUUAGAGGGAAGAGAAUCAACAGCUGCCGAGACAAACUAACCAUGUGCGAGGGGCCCUCGCGGAUUUCCGGGCCCAUACCGCCAGAUCCCUCGCUCUUCCCGGACUACUAUAGACGCCCUUCUUCAGCCCGAGGGCGACUGGAAGGCCACGCCCUGAAGCUCAAACUGCCCCCCACCCAGCUGGCCCCAGACCCCGCCCUGUCGCCUCCCUGUCGCAGUGCCCGCCCCGCACAGCCCGCCCCCAGCAUCCGGCCUAAGGGCCAAGAGCUCCUGGAACCACGGCAGAGAGGGGUGGCGGGGCUUUUGCUGCAGCUGGAGGGGUUCUCGCUAGGCCAGGACACCCCUCCAAAACGAAAGGAGCCCAAGGACCAUGAGAAGGAGAAUAGACGGCGGCUGCGAGAGAUCCAGCGAAGGCACAAGGAGCAGGAGCAGAGCCGGUCCAAGCCAGUCAAGGCUCUGUGGCACUCCUCCAAAUAUGACAAGGUGGAGUCCCGGGUGAAGGCCAAGCUGCAGGAGCCGUCACCUUCCCCUUCUCCUUUGCGGCCUUUCCUGCGAGCAUAUUCCCGCUGCGGCCCUGGAGUGCAGCCACUCCGGGCCCCCUCUCCCGGCCCUGCCCAUCCCAACCCCGAUGUUGAGGAGUUCCCUGCUCCCAAAUCCAACGUCAAGCCCCAGGGCCCAGUUGUGGACUUCAUCAGCCACAACGCCCGCACUGCCCAGCAGGCCCCACUCCGCCGCUCACGGUCCCUGCAGGCCUUGGCGGGGGUGCUGGCCCGGCAACAGCAGGGGCAGGAGAAGUACAAUGCCAAGCAGAAGGGCCAGGUGCCCCACUACCUGCUGGAGCGGAAGGCCUUAUGGCAGCGGGAGUUGGAAGAGCGUCAACGCAACCUGCCUGACCCUGCCACGCCUCCCGGCCACACCAUGAUGCUCGAAAGCCAGCGCUUGGAGACCCUCGGCACCCUUCAGCAGCGCCAGACCCAGCUGCUGCGAGAGCUGGUGCUGCUGCCGGCUCGAGCUGACUCCCUUCGGGCUCAAAACCACCGAGCUGAGCUGGAGAAGAAGCUGUCCCAGCUGGAGGAGGCUAUCAAGAUUUUUUCUCGCCCCAAAGUUUUCAUCAAACAAGAUUCCUAAAGUCUUUGGCCUCUCCUCUACCCCCCUCCCAUCGGCUCCGGCCCAACCCCGCCAGCCUGAGGCCUGGUGGCGAGGGCGGGGUUGCCGUGGCCGGCACGGCCACCGGCUCCCCGGAAAAGGGGGUGCUCAGGGUGAGUCGGGCCGGGUUGUGGCAGACAGCGGACCCGGCCCAGUUGGCCGUCGGGCAAGUCCGUCUGUCUGUGGGCUAAGAGGCGGCUGCCCGCGAUGAUCUCGUCGGUGCUGGUGUACAGUUUGAAAAUUAAACUUUAUCUCCUUGAG